AUGUUUUUGGAAUAUUGUUGUGUUGAGGCCUUAUCGCAUGUGCCACCGUUACGGAAUUAUUUCUUACGUGAGGAGAACUACGGAGGAAUCAAACGUCCACCAGGCGAUAAGUUGGCUUUAUUACCGAAACGAUUCGGUGAACUCCUUCGAAAAUUAUGGAAUCCAAAAGCGUUCAAAGCACACGUUUCACCUCAUGAAAUGCUACAGGCCAGUGUGCUGUGCUCAGAGAAGAAAUUUCAAAUCACUAAACAAGGAGAUUCAUCGGAAUUUCUGAAUUUCUUACUGAAUACACUGCAUGUUGCACUGAACGGUACGCAUAAAACGUCGUCAUCGAUUAUAUAUCGAAUAUUUCGUGGUCGAAUGCAUGAGUACACCCGAAAAGUGAUACCA
Molecule: messenger RNA, 390 nt
Organism: Anisakis simplex (herring worm)
Lineage: Eukaryota; Metazoa; Nematoda; Chromadorea; Rhabditida; Anisakidae
Source: the annotation of a GenBank genome assembly